Messenger RNA from Panicum virgatum (switchgrass), 1284 nucleotides. Its product is annotated as zinc finger protein 10-like. The coding region runs from base 226 to 1062 and encodes 278 amino acids. Lineage: Eukaryota; Viridiplantae; Streptophyta; Magnoliopsida; Poales; Poaceae. The record is from RefSeq and is a predicted model, not a curated record. The transcript has a single exon.
CAGCGCCGUACCCCCCCCCCCCCUCUCUCCCCCCUCCAUUUCCUGUUCUUCUUCACUAUUCCAGUUCCAAUUUGAUUUGUUGAUUCUUGCACAUAUAUAGCAAUACAUACACACAUGCCAAUAUGCCAUCUUCUUGGUCUGUGAUCUACCAGUUGCAUGCCCUGAUUGCAAGCUUGCAACAACAAACAGAUAUAUAUAGCUCAAUCACCAGCAGCUAGCGCGUCUAUGAACUCCUCUACCGCCAUGGAUCAAAUAGGCAAGUACUGGGCCAUGUGGGGAGCAAGGAGAAGCGGCGGCGGCAGCAGCAGCACCGUGCGCCCCAUACCUGCUUGGGCGGAGGCCGGCAGCGAGCCGUCGUGGGAGGAACAGGCUUUUGCGCGCGAUGCGGCGGCGCACCUCGGCGGUUGCGUGUGGCCGCCGCGCUCCUACUCGUGCACCUUCUGCCAGCGCGAGUUCCGGUCCGCGCAGGCGCUCGGUGGCCACAUGAACGUCCACCGCCGUGACCGAGCUCUUCUCCGGCAAGGGGGCUCGUCCCCCGAAGACGUGCACGCCCCCAAUGAUCAGCCACAGCAAGGGGCUCUCCUGUACAGGGUAGCUUCUAACCCUAGCAUCACGACGGUGACUACUGCGUCAGGUACUGCCGGCUCAGCAGCCAAAGGGGAUGCGCAGGACAUGACUCCUACUUCCUACUUAUCAACCAUUAUCAAGGAGAGCAAGAACAAGCUCCUCAUGUCGAUGCCAGCCUCCAUGGAGAUGAGAGAAGACCGUCAGGCCAUAGAUCAGUGCGAUCAUGGGGAUAGCGACGCCGAGGAGUCAGCAAGGACGACAAAGAGGAGGCGUUUGAAUCAUGCCCCGGCGGCGGCACUUCUGAUCUUUGUGCAGCCUUUGGCGGCGGCUACUGAGGUCACAGGAUGUGAAUCAUCACAGGCGUUACAAGGACUUGAUCAUUAUGCAAAGGUACCACAAACAACACUCCCAAGCCCUAACUCUAGUUCCCCUCUUGUUGAUCAACACGAAGUAGAUCUAGAGCUAAGGCUUGGGACCACUCCAAAAGUUACAUGAUACACAGAGAGCUAGUACAUACUUCUGCGUGCAAAUUAAAGGAGAUCAAUUUGUUUGGUCUUUUGAAUUUAUUAUCACUACUCCUGCUGGAUUGUUGAUUGCUUCAUUCCCCGGUCCUGUUAAUUUUCUCUCCUGUUUUCCCCCAAUUCCUUUCUUGUGCUAUCAGAUCGUACAUUUUUGGCCAAAGAGCUAUUUGAGAUAAAGGUUUCUCUCUUUCAAUCU